AUGUUGUCUCGCACAAUAAUCUCCUCUAAAGCCUCCUGGGAAAGGAUUCGCCCUCUCCUCCUACAUGCGCCCAAGACCGAACGAGCACCACAUAUUCGCACGCAACCUCUGAGAUCGCAAUCGCUGAAAGGAAGGAGGCAAGAACCAUGCGCUCUAUUUCGUUCAUUCAGCACGAAUGGGCCGACGCUCGCAGAAACAAAGGUGAUUGCGGUACCUCAGAUGGCGGAAUCGAUAUUGGAAGGCGUCCUUGCCAGCGUAUACAAGCGGGUUGGUGACUACACAACGACAUUAACUAUCACUAAGGUCUUAGUCAGUGAAGGCGACACGGUGACUGUUGGGCAGCCCGUGGUGGAGGUCAGCCUGGAGUCGCGCGACCUGAUAAAAGGGAAAUAUAGCGAGGCAUCAAAGGCAAAGCAUAAAGAAGAAUUCAACAAAUCCGAUCUUCAUCAAGAGCCACCAAAGCAGGUUAAAAUGUCCCGCAUGCGUAUGCGCACGGCCGAACGCCUCAAAGAAUCCCAGAACAAGGCGACUUUCUUGACCACUUUCAACGAAGUCGACAUGUCGAGCGUGAUGGAGUUUCGGAAGCAGAACAAGGACGAGGUGCUGAGAAAACACGGCGUGAAACUGGGGUUCAUGGGCCUCAUUUCUCGGGCUUCCGCCCUUGCUUUGAAGGAGAUCCCUACCAUCAACGCAUCCAUCGAGAAUGACGAGAUGAUUAUGUACCGAGACUACAUUGAUCUAAUACGCAACAUCGAGAAUAUGAAAAUAGUUGAUGUUGAGAAAGGCAUUGCCGACUUGGGCACAAUAGCACGCGAUGGCAAAUUGACAAUGGGAGACAUGGCUGGUGGCACAUUUACCAUCAGCAACAGCGGGAUUUGGGGAUCUUUAUUCGGAACGCCGAUAAUCAAUGUUCCGCAAACUGCCGUUCCAGGAAUUUAUGGUAUUCAGGAGCGUCCUGUUGCCGUCAAUGGAGAGGCUGCCAUCCGACCGAUGAUGUAUACGGCGUUGACUUACGACCACCGUCUGGUGUAUGGACGAGAAGCUGUCACUUUCCUCACAUUAGUAAAGAAUCAUUGGGAGGAUCCUUCCAAUAUGUUGAUUGUCUAA
Molecule: messenger RNA, 1107 nt
Organism: Aspergillus affinis
Lineage: Eukaryota; Fungi; Ascomycota; Eurotiomycetes; Eurotiales; Aspergillaceae
Product: dihydrolipoamide succinyltransferase
Exons: 5
Coding region: 1-1107 (368 amino acids)
Molecular function (GO): acyltransferase activity
Source: RefSeq, a predicted model, not a curated record